AUGCCGCGUCGAUCCCACGAUAGUGGCGACCUUUGUGCCGUAUUCAUCCAUGCAGGAGCCGGGUAUCAUAGUCACCAGAACGAACGAAUGCACCUAACUGCUGUAAAUGAUGCGGCCAAAGUUGCUAUGGCUGUCUUGAAGAAUGGAGGCGAUGCCGCUGAUGCGGUCGAGAUGGCAAUUCGGUUACUGGAAGACAAGGAGAUUACCAAUGCAGGAUACGGGAGCAAUUUGACCAUGCAAGGACAGGUUGAAUGUGAUGCUACCAUGAUGGACCACCUGGGUCGCAGCGGUGCAGUCGGGGCAAUCUCACAGGUCAAAAAUCCAAUUGCCGUGGCUCGCCUGGUUCUCGAGGAAUCCACGAAACCUCUGUCUCUACAACGCGUACCACCGAAUCUUCUUGUCGGGCCCGGAGCAACCGACUUUGCAGCUGACAAAGGUGUACCUAUCCUGCCUCCUGAUUUCCUAGUCUCGUCAAAUGCACGUCAACGUUGGGUCAGAUGGAAAAUAGAUCUUGAAGAUGCCCGGUUGAAAGAAGCUGAGGCCCAGGAGCAAGAACAAACUCACGGACAAGCUUCCAUGGUCGCCCAUGGAUUUUCCUCCAUCCCUUCUGCAUCAGUCUUCGCCAGUCCUUCAUCUUCCCCUUCAGCUCUUGGGCAGCCUCCAACCCUGUCAAAGUUACCUGCCAUGGUUCGACCCCUGGUCGCUUCUACUGCGGACAUACCGACUUUGGCACGGGUCGGAGAUGACAGAACCCCCAGGCUCCCAUCGCCCAUGAAGACGUCGCCCAACUUUACACCAGAGCUACCCGGUUCCACCGAGCCUGGCUCAACCGAUGAAUCUGAAACUGCGAUUGAUGACAACAUGCCGUGGAUGACCUCGGCCUCUAAACGACAGAGAUUAAAUGGAUCUUUCGACGGCCCAAUGGGAAUGAGCGACGAGGACGAGGAUCCCAAAGAUCAGCUCCUGGUGGGCACACAGGCAAGUUGUGAGAUAACCGAGGAACGAGAAGACAACAUCACCGACACAGUCGGAGCAAUAGCGGUGGAUUGCUUUGGUCGAAUCGCAGCCGGUUCGUCUUCCGGAGGCAUCGGUAUGAAGCACAAAGGACGUUGUGGCCCGGCCGCUCUAGUCGGAAUCGGGACCUCUGUGAUCCCUGCCGAUCCACAAGAUCCAGCACAAACCUGCGUUGCCACUGUCACAAGUGGUACGGGAGAACACAUGGUCACGACCACGGCGGCGGCCACGGCGGCCGAUCGGAUCUACAGUUCGGUGCGCAAGGAGAACGGGAAGCUGAAGCCGUGUAACGAGGAUGAAGCCAUGUAUUCCGUCAUCCAGCACGACUUCAUGACCCACCCUGGAGUCAGCAACAGCCACUGCGCAGGCGCCAUUGGCAUCCUGGCGGUGAAGAAGUCCCGCGACGGCAUUCACUUUUACUUUGGUCACAACACGGAUUCGUUCGCCUUGGCAUCGAUGCACUCGGAAGAACGGAAACCGGUGUGUACCAUGUCACGCAGCAAAGGUCAUGGGUCGAUUGCGCAGGGAGGGCGAUCUACUCGAAUCAAGAGCGGUCGCCUCCGUGGCUGA
Messenger RNA from Capronia coronata CBS 617.96, 1584 nucleotides. RefSeq lists its product as uncharacterized. The transcript has a single exon. Gene Ontology annotation, biological process: protein maturation. The record is from RefSeq and is a predicted model, not a curated record. Bases 1 to 1584 code for a protein of 527 amino acids. Lineage: Eukaryota; Fungi; Ascomycota; Eurotiomycetes; Chaetothyriales; Herpotrichiellaceae. Gene Ontology annotation, molecular function: threonine-type endopeptidase activity.